Molecule: messenger RNA, 1323 nt
Organism: Canis lupus familiaris (dog)
Lineage: Eukaryota; Metazoa; Chordata; Mammalia; Carnivora; Canidae
Gene: ARHGAP1
Product: Rho GTPase activating protein 1
Exons: 12
Coding region: 4-1323 (439 amino acids)
Biological process (GO): negative regulation of endocytic recycling; small GTPase-mediated signal transduction
Cellular component (GO): cytoplasm
Molecular function (GO): GTPase activator activity
Source: RefSeq, marked provisional
GUCAUGGACCCGCUUUCAGAGCUGCAGGAUGACCUGAACUUGGAUGACACAAGCCAGGCUCUGAACCAGCUGAAGCUAGCCUCCAUUGAUGAGAAGAACUGGCCCUCAGACGAAAUGCCCGACUUUCCCAAGUCAGAUGACUCCAAAAGCAGCUCCCCAGAACCUGUUACACACCUGAAGUGGGAUGACCCUUACUACGACAUCGCCCGGCACCAGAUUGUGGAGGUGGCAGGAGAUGACAAGUACGGGCGGAAGAUCAUUGUGUUUAGUGCCUGCCGAAUGCCCCCGAGCCACCAGCUGGACCAUAGCAAGCUCCUGGGGUACCUGAAGCACACCCUGGACCAGUAUGUAGAGAGUGACUACACGCUGCUCUACCUGCACCAUGGCCUGACCAGCGACAACAAGCCCUCCCUCAGCUGGCUCCGGGACGCCUACCGCGAGUUUGACCGCAAGUACAAGAAGAAUAUUAAGGCCCUGUACAUCGUGCACCCCACCAUGUUCAUCAAGACCCUGCUCAUCCUCUUUAAGCCCAUCAUCAGCUUCAAGUUUGGGCAGAAGAUCUUCUAUGUGAAUUACCUGAGUGAGCUGAGUGAGCAUGUGAAGCUGGAGCAACUGGGGAUCCCUCGCCAAGUGCUCAAGUAUGAUGACUUCCUCAAGUCCACACAGAAGAGCCCUGCCACGGCCCCCAAGCCCAUGCCACCACGGCCCCCUCUGCCCAACCAGCAGUUCGGGGUCUCGCUGCAGCACCUCCAGGAGAAGAACCCAGAGCAGGAUCCGAUCCCACUCGUGCUCCGGGAGACCAUUGCCUACCUGCAGGCCCAUGCUCUUACCACUGAGGGGAUUUUCCGGAGGUCGGCCAACACUCAAGUUGUACGAGAAGUCCAGCAGAAGUACAACAUGGGGCUGCCGGUGGACUUCGACCAGUACAACGAUUUGCACCUGCCAGCAGUCAUCCUCAAGACCUUCCUCCGGGAGCUUCCUGAGCCCUUGCUCACCUUUGACCUCUACCCCCAUGUGGUGGGCUUCCUCAACAUUGAUGAGAGCCAGAGAGUGGAAGCAACACUGCAGGUGCUCCGGACGCUGCCUGAGGAGAACUACCAGGUGCUCCGUUUCCUCACUGCCUUCCUGGUGCAGAUUUCUGCCCAGUCUGAGCUGAACAAGAUGACCAACACUAACCUGGCUGUUGUCUUUGGCCCUAACCUGCUGUGGGCCAAGGAUGCUGCCAUCACCCUCAAGGCCAUUAAUCCCAUCAACACGUUCACCAAGUUCCUUCUGGAUCACCAAGGGGAAUUAUUCCGCAGCCCUGACUCCAGGGGGCUCUGA